AUGGUUUCCCCGCGAGGCGGGCGCACGCGUGCGCAUGCGCGGUUUCUGCGCGAGGGCAUGCUGCUCCCCAUGCCGGCCUCGCGUGUUGUCAGGGCUGCGAUGCGCGGCGGUGCCCGCGGCGCCCCGAGGGCCCGGGGACCGGUGGCCCUCGCAGGACUGGUGUGGGGCGCGGCGAUGGCGGCUGGCCUGGCGGCUUGCGCCGCUGGUGCCCGCGCCUUUUGCCCCCCGGCGGCCGCGGGCGCCGCGUUGGCAGCGGCGCGCCGGCCCGCCGCGGUGCCGAGGGGCUGCCGGCGCGGGGCCUGCCUGCAGCGGCGGGCGCGCCUCAGGGUUGGCGAGCCCGCGUACUGGGAGAGGCGGUACACCACCCGGGACAAGGGGGACAGCCAGGAUGACGUGGAUGACCGCGGCGCUGGCUGGCUGUGCCAGUACGCCGGGCCCCUGCAGCAGACCCUGGUCUCCGUGACCCGGGAGGACCCGCAGUCCAGGCUGGGAGGCACGCGCGUGCCCCUCCCCCGGCUCGGAGCCGACCUUGUGUCCUCGCCCACGGUGCACGAGUUUUCGGCCUCGCGCGGCGCUGCCGGCGCGCUUGCGUGCUUUGCUGGCGGCGGCGGCGGCGGGUGCUUCUCUGCGGAGCGUCUUGGGGCCAUCCUGGAGUGUCACGGAGCCACCGUGGGCCAACGUGGAGGCCUCGUGGGACUCUCGUGGGACCUCGCGGAGAUCAUCGGAGGAAGUGGCCACGUUCCGGGAAUGCAGGGGUCUGACAGGCGGUGA
Molecule: messenger RNA, 771 nt
Organism: Prorocentrum cordatum
Lineage: Eukaryota; Dinophyceae; Prorocentrales; Prorocentraceae
Source: the annotation of a GenBank genome assembly